AUGAACGGUUACGGGGACCAUGGGCACGAGGAGGAUCCAUUCGGACCAUCCAAGGGCGGCAUUGUAUCAAGUUUCGAUGCGUUUCCCAAAACCAAAAAGACGUACCUCGUCCAAGGUCGCAACUCCUCCGCAUGGACAGUAACGCUCAUCCUGACAUGCAUCUACCUCUCCUGGUCCGAGAUAUCGCGCUGGUUCGCUGGCACCACCACACAGUCAUUCGCCGUCGAGAAGGGCGUAUCCCACGAUAUGCAAAUAAACCUCGACGUGAUAGUAGCCAUGCGAUGCGCCGACCUUCAUGUGAACAUGCAAGACGCUGCUGGUGACCGAACCCUGGCUGGCGAACUUCUGCGCAAAGACCCAACGUCUUGGUCGCAAUGGACUGGCAAGAACAUUGAGAGUGGAACGCACGAGUUGGGUAAAGAUGGAGGCAAACAGGCGCCUGGAUGGGAAGAGCUUUGGGACGUACACGAUCAACUGGGCAAGGCGCGCAAGAGGAAGUUCAGCAAGACACCGCGGGUGCGCGGACAGACUGAUAGUUGUCGCAUCUAUGGAAGUCUGAUUGGUAACAAGGUCCAAGGUGACUUUCAUAUCACGGCUAGGGGCCAUGGUUACAUGGAGUUUGGAGAGCACCUGGACCAUUCUACAUUCAACUUUUCACACAUCAUCCGCGAAAUGUCCUUCGGCCCGUACUAUCCCUCCCUCGUUAAUCCGCUCGAUUCUACUAUCGCUGUAACACCGACACCCGACGAUAAAUUCUACAAGUUUCAAUACUACAUCUCCGUUGUCCCGACCAUCUACACCGACGAUGCCUCGAUGAUCCCUCUCCUCCAAGCCAUCACGUCGACACAGGACCAUCCAGCCUCGAAUAUCUUCCACACCACGCACGCCAUCAAGACCAACCAAUACGCCGUUACCUCCCAGUCCCACAAGGUCCCGGAAACCUACGUACCCGGCGUGUUUGUCAAGUUUGAUAUCGAACCGAUUAUGCUGGCUGUGGUAGAGGAGUGGGGAGGUUUCUGGAGGUUGAUUGUCAGACUGGUCAACGUAGUGAGUGGAGUUAUGGUGGCUGGUAGCUGGGCAUGGCAGAUGUUUGACUGGGGAAGUGAGGUUAUGGGUAAGAGGCGGAGAAGAGGCGAUGGCGUUGGUGUGCUAGGGACGCCGUCAGUGGAGAAGAAGAGCUGGGACUAA
Alternaria atra is the source of this 1188-nucleotide messenger RNA. RefSeq lists its product as uncharacterized. Gene Ontology annotation, cellular component: Golgi membrane; endoplasmic reticulum; endoplasmic reticulum membrane. Lineage: Eukaryota; Fungi; Ascomycota; Dothideomycetes; Pleosporales; Pleosporaceae. The coding region runs from base 1 to 1188 and encodes 395 amino acids. Gene Ontology annotation, biological process: retrograde vesicle-mediated transport, Golgi to endoplasmic reticulum; endoplasmic reticulum to Golgi vesicle-mediated transport. The record is from RefSeq and is a predicted model, not a curated record. The transcript is spliced from 3 exons.